Molecule: messenger RNA, 705 nt
Organism: Ilex paraguariensis (yerba mate)
Lineage: Eukaryota; Viridiplantae; Streptophyta; Magnoliopsida; Aquifoliales; Aquifoliaceae
Source: the annotation of a GenBank genome assembly
AUGGACGUUGGUCAGCUGCAAACAAGAUUCGUGGACUAUAGAAAGUCAAUGUUUUGUGAGGGGCUCUUGGACAGUCAGUUUAUUCAGCUUCAGCAACUUCAAGAUGAGAGCAACCCAGAUUUCGUGGUUGAAGUGGUGUCUCUUUUUUUCGAAGAUUCUGAAAAGCUUCUUAAUGAACUCUCCAAAACUCUAGGUCAGCAAACUAUAGAUUUUAAAAAGGUUGAUGCCCAUGUUCAUCAGUUGAAAGGUAGCAGCUCUAGCAUUGGCGCUCAGAGAGUUAAAAAUGCUUGCAUUGCUUUUCGCAACUACUGUGAAGAAGAGAAUAUCGAAGGGUGCUUGAGAUGUGUUCAACAAGCAAAACAAGAGUACUUCCUAGUCAAGGGCAAGCUUGAAACUCUAUUCAGGUUGGAGCAACAGAUUGUGGUGGCUGGUGGGGUAAUUCCUAUGGUGGAAUGAGUGGGUCUUGAAGUAACUAUUAGAGAGGCAAAGACAAGUAUGUGUUGGAGCUAUUGUUAGCUUUGUUUGAGUUUUUUAUCACUAAAACUACAGAACUUGGGCUUACAUGUCCUUGUAGUUACUCUUCCUAAAUAAUGGGUCCUAAAGUAACUACUAAACAGGCAAAGCCAAGAAUGUUUGGAGCUAUUAUUGAGAACCUUUGUUCGAGUUUUGUCUACCACUUGAAUUAACUACAAAACUUGUGCUUGC